Molecule: messenger RNA, 354 nt
Organism: Ilyonectria robusta
Lineage: Eukaryota; Fungi; Ascomycota; Sordariomycetes; Hypocreales; Nectriaceae
Exons: 1
Coding region: 1-354 (117 amino acids)
Source: RefSeq, a predicted model, not a curated record
AUGAAGGCAUCCGCUUGGCUUGUCAUCUUGGCUCUUGUAAAAGUCAUUUACGCGCAGACCUAUGGCUUUUGGGUUGCUGGCUUGGACGACAACUUAUGGGAAGUGUGCCAAGCACUCAACCUCUCUGAAUAUGAGGAGAUCAGAGAAUUGAAUUCAGUGGGAGACGUAAGGUCUGUUGACCCCGGCAGGACAUACAUGAUCCCAUACACGACUGCCGUUGCUCCGGCUACAUGGUCGAAAGAUAGAUCCCAAUUCUUGUACUUGAACAAGCAAGAGCGAACGAUUUCACUGGACAGAAUGGUAGCUGCUGCAGAGGCCACGACACUCCCCACGCAGAAGUUGUUGCCUCUCUAG